UGUCUGUAUGUUCUUGACGAACAUUCUAAAUUAUAAAUUUUCUGGAUUAUUGGAACAAUGAACCUGAAAUUUCGCCUUCUCAUUUGGCCUAGAUGAAUUGACUUUCCUUUUUCUAGUGUAACUUUUGACGCUGGGGCCGAACUAAUUAAUUAUUAUGAAAAGUUUUUGUAAUUGGAAAUAAUAUGGUUUGACAUUGGUUGUCAAGGUGUGAUCACGGGCUGAAUAUCAUGAUUCAAAAAUUUGAUUGUCGAUGAUUCUAUUAAAUCAAGUUACUUACCUAAUACCUAUGAAAUUGUAUAAACCUACUGAUGCCACAACAAAUCCAUCGUUACUAUUUUCUGCGGCUAAAAUGGAUCAAUAUGACCAUAUACUAAAGGAAGCUAUAAAUUAUGGGUCGAAAGUUGGAAAUUCAAUAAAUGAAAAGGUUCAGGAAGCGAUUGAUUACUUAUCCGUGCUGUUCGGUUGUGAAAUUUUAAAAAUUAUACCAGGAAGAGUUUCAACUGAAAUCGAUGCCCGUUUAUCGUUUGAUACAAAAAAAAGUAUCGCAAAAGCUUUAAAGUUAAUACAAUUAUACGAACAAAUGGGAAUUCAGAAAGAUCGAGUUCUCAUUAAAAUUGCAUCUACAUGGGAAGGCAUCCAAGCAGCAAAAAUAUUAGAAGAAAAGCAUAAUAUUCAUUGCAAUUUAACACUACUGUUUUCAUUUGGUCAAGCUGUGGCAUGCGCUGAUGCUGGGGUAACUCUGAUUUCGCCGUUUGUUGGUCGUAUUUUAGAUUGGUAUGUUGCUAAUACCAAUACUAAAAGCUUUGAACCGGAGAAAGAUCCAGGCGUCAUAUCGGUUACUCAAAUCUACAAUUAUUAUAAAAAAUAUGACUAUAAGACAGUUGUUAUGGGUGCAUCGUUUAGAAACGUUGGAGAAAUUAAAGCAUUAGCUGGUUGUGACUAUUUAACAAUAAGCCCGGCUCUGUUGAAAGAUCUUGAGAAUGAUGAUGAGCCUAUCAGCCAGCAGUUAUCAAUAAAGAGUGCUAAAUCUACGGAUAUUGAAAAAAUUAAUAUCGAUGAAGCAACAUUCCGUUGGUUACUUAAUGAAGAUGCCAUGGCAACGGAAAAGCUUUCUGAAGGUAUAAGGAAGUUUGCUCAGGAUUCUAAAAAGCUUGAAGACCUGAUAAAAAAAUACAUAAAUAAUGCUUAAAAGUUAAAAUACAUACGUACAUAAAUAUAAUAACAUAAUAUAUAAAAUGUACAUAAAUAAGUAAAAAAAAUUAUUUUUGAAGUUGUACCCAGAAUAUUUACAUAGAUAAAGAAAUGGAAUUAAGAAAGGGAAAAGGUUCCUAAAUAUUCUCUUCGAGUUCAAAGAGUUAUAAAUACUUUCUAAUAUAUCCGGUUUAACGUUGAUCUUUUUAACAUUCUAGGUUUUGAAAUUGUAUAAUCUGUAUAUUACCAUUUUGUAUACGUAUGUAUGUAUGUAUAAAAUAAAAAAAAUAUUAAUUUUUUUGUACUUCAA
Molecule: messenger RNA, 1501 nt
Organism: Zeugodacus cucurbitae (melon fly)
Lineage: Eukaryota; Metazoa; Arthropoda; Insecta; Diptera; Tephritidae
Gene: Taldo
Product: probable transaldolase
Exons: 3
Coding region: 251-1189 (312 amino acids)
Biological process (GO): carbohydrate metabolic process; pentose-phosphate shunt, non-oxidative branch; pentose-phosphate shunt
Cellular component (GO): intracellular anatomical structure; cytoplasm
Molecular function (GO): transaldolase activity
Source: RefSeq, a predicted model, not a curated record